CCAUGCUCUGUCGGAACUGAAACCCGGAGUGAAGAACUGGAAUGUCUGCGUUCAUGUCUCCCACCUCUGGGAAUACCGCGGUGGCACCGACACUGGUCCGGUGCAACAUGUAGACAUGGUUCUGGUCAAUAACAAGGGAAAUGCUAUGUACGCUGAGAUAGGAAAGGAUGACUUGGAGCAUAAAGCUCCGCUAUUGGCUGACGGCAACACAUACACUCUGACCAGAUUCAUGGUGUCGCUUGCCACACUAUUGUGGAAGCAGUGGCUGACAUCCAAGAUGGCUUUCUGGAGUUCGUGUACGACCCUAUUCCGUUUCUGGACCUCGCAGCCUAUGUGGGAGAGAACAAGCGCUUUAUAUUGUUGGGUCAUAGUGCAUCAGUUACUUAAGUUCAUUGCAAAAUUUUCAGAACAUCCAAAUGGCAAGGUAUUGCUAUGGAAAAUGGGAAUUGCACGGGUUCUUAAUAAGUUGCUAAAGAACUGCAGCAACGCAUCUUACUUGGAAGAUAAAGCGAUCUCUGAAAGAGGAGCCUACAGAAGUGACCAACUUAUGCUCAAAUGGAGGAUUCCCUUAUUCAGAUGUCUCGCAUCUAUCUUCAGUGCCCAGCCAUCUGGCAAAGAGCAGACUGCUAUUGAAGAGUCCUCAGAGAAUGCUAGCGUUGAGGAGUGCUCUUCUAUCAUGCAUCACCUCUUGGUCUUAUGCCAGGCUCUCCCUAUAUUCCUUGACAGGAUUUUCAAUCCUGUUCUUGCAAUUAUAUUGUCAGUGACAUUUGUUCUUGCCUUUGGGGAGGUUGUACCUCAAGCAAUAUGUACCAGGUAUGGGCUGGCAGUGGGUGCUAGCUUUGUUUGGCUCGUACGCAUCGUCAUGUUCAUUGCCUAUCCUAUUGCUUACCCUAUUGGGAAGGUAAAUCAGCAAAGUCACAUUACUCAAUAGAAAAGUGUUAAUUUGUACUGUAUCAUAAUCGUUUGAAGCUUAUCCAGUGGCCUAGAUUUUGAAUUCCAAUGAAUUAGACUAUUAUUAUGAGGCCUGGGCUCACUGCUCUUUGGUGCCAUUGUUGAUGGACAAGGUCAUGAAGUGAUAUUUUGGUUACACUUCUCUAAUUAGGAGAUUUUGGUAA
This is a messenger RNA of Triticum aestivum (bread wheat), 1115 nucleotides long. RefSeq lists its product as uncharacterized. Bases 116 to 931 code for a protein of 271 amino acids. Gene Ontology annotation, cellular component: cytoplasm. Gene Ontology annotation, biological process: intracellular manganese ion homeostasis; magnesium ion homeostasis. NCBI's taxonomy places the organism in Eukaryota, Viridiplantae, Streptophyta, Magnoliopsida, Poales, Poaceae. The record is from RefSeq and is a predicted model, not a curated record. The transcript is spliced from 8 exons.